UUUAAUCGUCCAUGACUUCUAAAUUAUAUUGUCUGCACUGAUUAGUCCAAAAGAGUAAACACCAUUGUUUGUGUAUUGUGAUGGUAAUGUUGGUGAAAUGUGAAAUUGCAAUCUGUUGAUGUCGAUGAUUAAUGGUGUUAAAAAAGGGUUUCGUGAAGUUGUGAAGAGUGACAUCAAAAGGUUGAAGACUAUAAACUUUCAAAACAAACUAAAGUACAGUAUUGAUAAUUUGUAUCUUUUGUUUGUUGUGAUGAUAUAGUGGCACAAAUAUUGUAUGAUUUGAUUAUGUGCAGUAGCCUAACUAACCAAAUUUGGUUGGGGAGUUCUAUUACAAAAUAAGUUACGAUUCCUUUGUGGUUUGAAAACUUUAAAAAUGAGUGAUCUUCCUCAAACAAAUAAUUUACUUGAAGACAAUCUCAAUCAAUUCCCAAUUAAUAAUUUGCUUGAAGGACAUAAUGUUGCUCCUAAUAAUGUAGAUGAAGUGGGUCAAAAUCGUGUUCCAAAUAAUGUAGGUCACGAAGAUGAAGACCUUUAUCUGUGGAGAGGCAGGAGGGAUCUUUCUGAAGAACGUGAAUCACUGAUGCCAGUGAUACCUCCUUCUCAACAUGAAGAUCACCUCUCUCCAGAUCCCGAGUCUGUGAGAUCAACAACGUAUGAAAAUAGGAUGAAACGGAAACUAAGAUUCUUCUUUAUGAACCCCAUUGAAAAAUGGCAGGCCAAGCAACGUUUUCCGUACAAAUUCCUUGUUCAAGUGUUCAAGAUCAUCUUUGUUACUAUCCAGCUUUAUCUUUUUGCUGAUAACCGUUACUAUCAUGUUAACUAUUCUUGGGAUAAUCGUAUAUCUUUCUCCCAUUUAUUCCUGCGUGGAUGGUCAGAAGAGAGGGAAGUCAAUGCAUAUCCUCCCAACUUAGGACCUCUUGCCAUAUACAAAAAAGAUGAUUUCUUCGACACUAUUGAUUAUGCUGUAAUUGGUUAUGCCAGUUUGUCAGAUGCUGUUGGUCCUUACUCUUACACAAACGAAGACAAUUCCAUGGCUCCACCCCAACUCUGCUUGUACAACUACAAAGAGGGAAUCAUUUUCGGUUUCAAUGAAAGCUAUGUUUUCAAUAAUGAUAUAAUAGAAGAUUGUAAAGACUUAAAGAUCCCUUCAUCUGAAGCCAAAAGCUUCUCCAGUAGGAAAUUUUUCAAGAACCAGAACAUCACCAUUACAUUUUCAGCCCUGGUGAAAGUUACUUUGAAGUUUUCUAUUAAAACUGUAAAUUUUAAAGCAGCAGGUCCUAUAACGCCCCCAGACUGCUAUAAGUUCAACAUACAGAUAUUGUUUGAUAAUGAUGACAUGGAUGGACAAAUGAUUCUAUCCCUGGAUGCUGAACCUAUACGUCUGAUUUGCAAUGGAGAUGUGGAAUAUAUUAAUGACAACCGCUUGGCUUAUAUCUUACGCAGCAUCCUGAACAUAGUAGUAAUUCUGAUCUGUUGUACAUCAUGUAUACUCUGUUCACGAGCCAUAUGGAAAGCACAGUUGCUCAAAAGGGAAACAAUGGAUUUCUUCCGGAUUGUUUAUAACAGGGAGCUCAGUCUAGAAGGACGAUUUGAGUUCUGGAACUUUUGGUACAUCAUGAUAAUUGUCGAUGACAUUCUGCUCAUUUUGGGAUCUGCGAUCAAAGAAGAGAUUGAACGAAAGCAAUUUAUCGGAGAUCAGUGGAACACUUGCAGUUUGCUACUGGGAACUGGCACUCUGCUAGUAUGGUUCGGUGUUCUUCGCUAUCUUGGUUUCUUCAAGACUUACAAUGUGGUGAUAUUAACUCUGAAAUCAGCUUUUCCCAAAGUGGCUCGUUUCUUGUUAUGUGCACUGCUCAUCUACGCUGGCUUCACAUUCUGUGGCUGGCUUGUCUUGGGGCCUUAUCACAUGAAAUUUCGUUCUCUGGCUAGCACCUCAGAAUGCCUGUUUGCCUUGAUCAAUGGAGAUGACAUGUUUGCAACAUUUUCCAUGAUGGAAUUCAAGUCUCCUAUGCUUUGGUGGUUCAGCCGUAUCUACCUUUAUUCCUUCAUUAGCCUUUUUAUCUACGUAGUUCUCAGCCUUUUCAUCUCUGUGAUUAUGGAUUCUUAUGACACCAUCAAGUUGUACUAUGAGAAAGGAUUUCCCAAGACUGAUUUACAGUUGUUUGUGGCUGAAUGCCAGGAAGAACCCUCUAGUGGUGCAUUCCGUAACCUCGGUGAGGCACCAAACAGAUCUUCAAUACGCCAAGUUAUGGAUCGAUUGUGCUGCUGUCAAUUGAAUGUGUGGCCUCGUCUUGCUCACAAACACAAGAAGCUCAUGGAUGACUCCACAUCCACAGAAUAUAGUGGCUGUAUUUAACGAGCAUCUAUCAUCCCUACAAUCCCUACCAGGGUCUACUGCUCUUGAAAACCAGUGUGAUAUUUAUUUAAUUUGAUAAUAGAUUUUAUUAACAAUCAUUGUUAAUUUUUGUUAACCAUUGUUAAAUACUGUUUUAACAACAGUAAUCAUGUAUAUUAUUUACACAUUUAAAAGUUUAUAUUGUUAUUUUUAUUUUAUGUACUAGUCUUGUAUUAUAUACGUAUUAAAAUAAAUACAUUAAUAAGCCAAAGAUGCAUUUAUGUGCCAAAGGAAGGAAAAAAGUACACAGACCAUAUUAAUUUAUUUUAAAAAGAAUUGUAAAUAAUAUAAUAUAAAUUCUAACUAUCACUUAUCUUUGCGUUUCAAGAACUAAUUAAAUAACUACGAAACACUUGCUGAAAAGUUACCACCCGGUUGUACCUGGUAAGGUAAAGGAAUUCUUUAUUAAAUACAAUAAACUGGAUAGCACACAAUAUAUUUCUCUGCAACUCCAUACCAUGUUUAACGACAUGUGGUUAAAAUGGCAUAACAUAUUUCAUAUGGAUUCAUUGUUUUUUAGGCUAUACUUAAUUGUUAGCACUUACGCAACAAUUAACAUUAAUUUUUAGUACAUGUUAAUUUUUAAUAUCAUUUAGAAUACUUUAAUAAACACAAAUAUUACAUUUGCACACAAAAUUCUUUAAAACUAUUGCUGCUAAAGCCUAUUACUAAGAGGUAAGAUAUGUUUCUGGGAAGGGGGACAAAUGCAUGAGUUUUGUAUGAAAUUAUAGCAGAAUCACGAACACUUGCCAUAGUAAAAAUAGAAACACGACGUUUCGAGAACUGGUAUCGCUCUCUUCUUCUGAUGUCAAACCCUAAAACAUAAUACUAAGCAUAAAACAGUAAGCAUUCAAACACUUGCCGAUGUAUACACCAAAGUCAAAGUUUUGACUUCUUCGCAAAUUGAACAGCAAGUUCUUCAAGCAGAGAAGGAUCCACGGCCGGGCGAGCCGGGCAACCGCGGCGUGGCCCGGAUCUAACCAAACGCAGGUCCGAAGUCGGUCGGUUAAAUGCGCAAGGCCCUUAAGCUCAACCAGCCCACAAUCAAGCAAAGAGUAAAAGAGACAUAGUAAUAUGUCAUAUUGAAAUUUCUCACUCCGAAAUUAUUGCGUCAGUGUGAAAUAGUAGCCCACAAAAUAGGGCCGGGCGAGUAAGCGGAGACGUGCGGUUCGGUCCUGACGAAAAAACGCAGGUCUGUUAGAAGAAAAAACAGCCCCAUAAGGAAGCAAAGAGUGGUUCAAUAUGAAAUAAAACCAAAAUCCGAUUUUUAAUAUUAUUAUUAUUUUCUUUGUUGAGCCCUCCUGGGUCUAAUGCAGCUCAAAUUGAAUAUAUAAUGGAAUAUUUUUAUUCUGUAUUCAAGUCGAGGCCUCAGAGGUCUAAAGAAAGCUGCGUCAUAAGUGCGGGGCCCUUCCUAAACUCAAGUAAACGAUUGAAAAAUAGGUGGGGCUACGUGCUACUGAGCUAUAAAUAAAUAAAUCGGUCAUAAGUCGAAAACUGACAGUAGGAAACCAAGUAUAUUGCCUAUAGUUGCUAUUAUAGCUAUAUCGAUGUUUAUAAGUUGUAUUGAAUGGUAAGUGAAGUAGAUUUGUAACAGGAAGACUCUAAUACAGUAUAUUACUUAGCAACUGGUGUUUAAGAUGAUCGUAUCGUAGUUUUUAUUUUCUGUAAUUAUAUUCACGUACAUGUCUCGCACUUAUUUCAGUUUUCAAUUAACAUAUAAUAAUUUCAAUAAUGCUAGUUAAUAAUUUUAGCUCGAAAACACGUUCGUUUGUUUGGUUGUUCGAUAGACAUGUUUUAAAUAGAGUUACGCAUUGUCAUUCAUUCUCGGUUUGAUAUUCUUUACGUUAAUAAAUUCUACAUCCACACACACUCUUUGCUAAAUUCGGACGAACUGAUCAAAAUUCGAAAGUGAAUACCGGUGCGCAAUACAUUGUGUUUAACUUCGAAGAAAUAAUUAGUUGCCGUUAUGUCUUAUCGGUACUUUCUGUCGCAUUAGGAAAUGAAUUACAAAUAUGAUACAUGGCAGCUGUAGCUCUAGCUGUGGUACUGUAUGUAGACGAGGGAUGAGUGUGUCGGUGGCGAGAAACAACGGCGGCGGGCGGAAGGAAGGUGCAGUGACCUUCGCCAACCUUCCUCCCCAAACCCCUCUCUAAACACACACACACCCAUUGGCGAUUCACUCUCCGUGCACGUAUGCGACUGAGAGAUGUAGAGGCAUCGUUAGUUAGUUCACAUCGUACCAGACUUUUGUUUUCGCGUUUGAGCAGUGCUCUUCACUUGUGUAGUAGUGAUUGUAUCAGUCGGAGUAUGUUAUAUAAAUCUACAAUGACCUCUCGCGAUCAUUACGUUGGCAACAGAUAUGAAUCUGGUAAUGCAAAACGCAAGACAGUUGAACAACGCAAAGAUGAAAAAAGAAAGCUAUGUGGAUCGUUGGCUCAAUAUUUCACAACCUCAGUGAAUAAGGAACUUGAACUGUGCAGUAUUACUGGUAGUGAACAACCGUCAUCGUCAACGAGUCACUCAUCUAUCAAGAAUGAUUUCACACCACCCAACCUUACAUACUAAGAGAGUUUCAGCAGAUAUACACAUAACGUGUUCUGCUGACGAAGCGAGAAUACCAAGUAGUCACUAUGAUAUCGAGGACAGAAGCCGUGGUGUGUCGGUUCCUGAGGCAACUAUGUCAGAAACCUUUGUAACCACACAGUUGCCAAUGGAAGAAGACGCCGGUGUAGACUGACGUAGAAGACGGAAAUGAAGAGACUAGCUUGCCCUCCACUGUGAAUAACUUUACAGUCAGUUACCAUUGUUUAUGGCAUAAGGUAUUAAACCAUUCAGAGCUAACUAGCAUAGAUAAGAAAGGGUCUGUACAACCUGUAAUAGAUGUGUACCCUUAACUAACGGAAGACAUUUCAAUACCACCAACUACACAAAAUUUCUUAUAAAUGGAGAAAAGCAAGAUAAGCGUUGGUUAAUCUAUUCUGAAUCGAAAGACGCUGUGUUCGGGUUUGCUUACCGUUUAUUCUAUGAUAAUUCAAAAUCUAAUGUUAGUGCUCGAGGCUCUUUCACCGGUGUAAAUGACUGGAAACAUUUAUCAGUCACUAGAAAAAAGCAAAUUCUUCAUAGAGAGCAUGAUAUAAUGGCUAACUUUUCAAAAGGAGUUUUCUUUAGGAAAAACCAUUGAUUCUCAAACUCAGGCUCAAGCCGAUUUAGAACAAAAACGCUGGAAAGAUGUCCCGGUGGGAAAGGUUGCUGGCGUUUGUGAAGUCUUUCGCCAGGCACUAUUUAAUUUUUCUAGGCCAUGAAGACAGUUUGGUUUUUACAAAACUCUAGUGGAAACUUCCUGGGUAUCGUUAAACUGAUUGUACGGUUUGAUCCUACCCUUCGAGAACACUUGCAUAAUGCUAUGGAAAAAUCCAUGUCCAGAAAUCUGAACCUGAACAAAACUACAUAAUGACAAUACAUAUCAGAAAUAAAGUUGUUGAAAAAAUAAAGGAAAACAAAUAUUUUCUUACAAUUAUGGAUUGCACUCGAGAUGUUUCUAGAUUUGACCAAAUGUCCAUAAUUUUGAGGUCAACAAAUCAAGAGUCUGUUGAGAUCAAGGAGCACUUUGUUGAAUUUGUGGCGGUAGACAAAACUAAAGCAGAGAAGUUGACAGAAUAUACAUUGAAAGACAUUAUCGACAAAUUGAAAGAGUUGGGGCUGUCCAUUAUCGACUGCAGGGGUCGAGGUUACGACAACGGGGCCAAUAUGCGUGGAGCAAAAAGUGGCAUACAGCAAAAACCGUUUACAAUCUUUUCUUGCUUUAGUGAAAGAAGGAGCAUUUUGAAAUCUCAUGUGACUAUCUAUAUCUCUUAAGCCACUUUCAGAGAAUAAAUGGGAAUGUAGAAGUGAAUCUGAGAAAGCUGUACGAUACCAGCUCAGUAAUGUUUGUGAUGCAGUUUCGAUACUAAGUGAAAAAGCACAGAUUGUGGUUUUAUAAGUGAGUGCCAGUCGUUGGAAAACGAAAUUUCAACCUACCAAUUUGUCGUAUUUCUCGUAAUAUGGUACGACCGUAAAAAUCCAUAAUAUGAGUAAAGUAUGGCAAUAUGCAAGCUGUUAAACACUUUUGUCAAGUAGCUGGAUGAGUAUAGGGAUCGAGGUUUUCAGUCUGCAUUAGUGUCGGCUAGGGAAGUAGCGGAAGAAGCAGGCAUUAAAAAACAUUCAAGCCCCAAUUUUUCAAAGAAUCCUGAGGGAGGGCCCCAGAUCCCCCUAAAGUAGGGUCCCACCAGUCAAUUGCUCAGGGCCCUUCAAAGCCUGGGUCCGCUACUGCCUUCAAGGUUGGUUUCGCGUCAUUAUGACGGGCUUGCGUAAUGGACAAGAUUACAUGGGUUGAGGGAUGUAGGGUCACCUUGUUACCACCAGUCUGAUGUUUACACUUAUAUCUUUUUUAGCGGAUCCCAAUGUCAUCGGGUGCGUCAAAAGUUUGCUGAAUUAGGUUUCUUGAAUGUUUUAUGUUCCGUACUCGUUUUUUUCUUUUAUUUUAUUUUGGAGCCAACGUGACCUAAUCUUAACGAUUUAGCGACUGGACUGGUAAUUUCAUGUACGAAACCUCAAUUAGUCUUCCUAAGAAGUAAUUUCUUUACGAUGAACUAUAUUACCUAUGUAAUAUAUAGUUUUAUUUGAUGAUUUUCACACCAUCGCAUAAAUUCCAACUUUAGCCAAUUUGUGAAAUACAUGUUUUUAUUUGUGUUGUAAAGGUGUGAUGUGAAUAAAUAAUACUAAUCUUUAAAUUAAUGGACAGCAUUAUCAGCUAACUGAUGUUAUUUAAUUUUCUAUUAUUACUUCAGUUUGUAUUAUCUGCAUUCCUAUUAAUUACUCUAUUGUGCCGAAACAUGAAGAAUUUUGUAAUACCACACUUUGUUGCAAUAUUACUUUAUCGCAAAAACGUGAUCCCAAAUCAUCAAUCCCAGCGUCACUUGGUUAACCUCAAACGUUUAUCCCAGCUUUGAUGAGCAAAUAACAGUAUAUACAUAAUUUAAAUAUACGGUUUAGUAAUGAAUAGAAAAUAUUAAUUAAAUUUAAAUAUUGUUAAUCUAUUCGAUCAACCGCUGCCUGCUUGAACAGAUCAUUAUAAAGAAGUAAUUUUGUAUUAACUCCCUCCCCAAUUUAUGAAUUGAAAUUAGUCCAUAUUCCAAAUAUCCAUAUUCCCCCACUUAAAAUUUAAUGUUCCAUCCGAGGAGGCACAAAAGUACAACGCCGGAUUAGACGAGGUCCACGGCUACACACGGGACAUCUGCACAACGGAACACAACCAUGCACGAUCUUGCUCUUCAGGUCGGUCUCCUCCGCUUAUCUAUCGUCAGCGGAUAUAGUGCAUUUCGAACAGAGCGUACAAGAGCCAAUGUGACCCACAGGGUUACAAGGCGACCAUAGCAACCGAACGCGCACACACAGUCGCACGAGCAGCCCUGCUUACCUGUCACUGUGCCAGUUCUCACGUAGUAGGUCUUUGUCUGCAAAUUGCCAUAAAAAAUAUUUUUGUGUUAAGUUAAUAUCUUUAUAAUUUUUUUAAAUCUGCAUUUUGUUUCAUGAAAAUAAAGCCCAAACACGAAAUAACUACGAUGUUCCUGACGUAUCUUAGAAGUAAAGAGGAUAAUGAUCAACUCAAGUUUCGAAUAUCAGUUACUUAGACUUUAUUAUAAUAAGGACUUGUUAAUAGAUCAAAGAUAUAUAUAAUAUAUAUAAAUAAAUAAAUAAAUAAUUAACUAACUAACUAAAUAUAUAUAUAUAUAUAAUAAAACGAUAACAAGAUAAGUCUAAGGUAAAUCUAACUACGAGAAUGAUCUGUUUAAUAUUUAACAUAAAUGAUAAAAUUAAAAAUUAAUUAUUGUAUUUAUUUAUGAUUCACAAUGUGGUAAUCAUUACAGUUUUGUUAUUUUGUAAUAUAUAUUAUUUAUGUUACCCGUGUCUUCACACGCAAAUUUCAAAAUCCUUAGCCUACUGAAUAAAUGAAUAACAUAAUUUUAUUUCUCUUAAUAAAAACCAUGGCAAUACACACGUUUGAAAAAUUAAACUGGCCACUUUAACAAGUUGUGUGACCAGUGUUGUAAAAAACAUAUAAAUUACAAAAAAAGAAUCAUCACAGUCUAGCAUUAUUUUAAAGUCUUUGUAUCCGCCCGCUGUAACAUCUGAUGGUAGGUAAAUAAUUAUGUUUACAAUGUAUCGUAUAUAAUUUAAAGUAUAGAAAACAUUUGUGUAAAAAUGUAAAGAGCAUAUGUAUAUGUAUAGUAUAAAAAUAUAAAUUGCUAUACUAAGAAGCUUGUGAGGUAGCCUAUGUCCUGUUGACAAUAAAGCCAAGUAAUUGCCAUCCUGGAAAAAUAUUGUUCAUUGAAUGCAUUUUUUAUGUGAAGCGGAAAAUCGAUUUAUUUACUUUUGGUGGUUUAAACUAUUCCCUUUCUAAGCUUCUUAUACUGUAAAGAUGAUUUGGCAUGAUAUUUUCUCUAUUUCUGCUCCGAAUAAAAAACAAUCUCAGGGGUUUAAAAAUGAAAAGGUGCUGGAUCGGUAAAAUACGCAACUGCUGGUACAAAGGAAAAGAGCUUGUUAGUUUAGAUUUCUUAAGAAUUAUACGCAAGAAAAAGUUUUGAGUAGUUCUUAACUUAGCUAUUAAUGUUUUGUAAGUGCCCCCCAGCAUGGCAAAGCAUACUGUAAUUUUGAAUUAAUUAAAGCAAAAUAAAGGGUUCUCAAGAGAGAUUAAUUACAAAAAUUCCUUAAAAAAUAAAAUUUUCUGACUUGUGAUCUUAAUUUUGUGUGUAAGUCUCAGAUGUGAGGUUCAAAAGUAAGUUUCUCAUUAAGCAAAACUUCCAGAUAUUUAAUAGAUUUUACUUUUUCUAAAGGUUGACAGGUACAUAGGUUGAUAUUACAGGUUGAUGAAUGAAAAAUUAUAGGAGAAGGAAUGUCAAAGCCAAAGAAAUCAAAAUUAAAAAAUUUUGUUUUACUAAUAUUUACUUGCAUUUUGAUUACUAAACACCAUUUUCUAAGUAGCAAAAGAUCAUCGUUAAUUGAAUUAGCAAGGUUAAUGUAGUCUGUUUGAGAAUAAAAAAGUGCAAUGUCGUCCGCAAAAGCAUUUAUGUUUCCUUUAAACUUUAGUUCUAAUAAAUCAUCUAUAAAGACUAAGGAAAGGGUAGCAGAAGUAGUUGACCCCUGUGGAACUCCGGUCUGCACAGAGUAGAUCACUGAAAUUGUUGUUGAUUUUUACUUGCUGCCGUCUUCCAGUAAUAAAACUAUGGAACCAGUUCAAAGCUAUGCCUCUAAUACCGGCAGCCUCUAAUUUAUUUAAAAGUACUUUUGCACUAAUGAUAUAAUAUGAUAGAGCCCUAUGAAAUAUUUAAAACGCAAGUAGGCAUACAUCACGUAUAUAGUAUUUCAGAGAUCAUGGUUCAGAGGAUUAGAGUUUCAGCGGCUUACUCUUAUACUAGGUUUUGCGUAUAAUUAUUUCUGGUUCGAAUUUACUAUAUUUAUGACGCCACAGCUGAGUUUAUAUUCUCCUAUCAAAAGGCGUUGACUUCUGGUCUAAGAUAUUUUUAGUGCCAUAGUAGAGUUUGCCACGUUGUAUAAGUAGAAUAUAUAGUCUGUCCUCAAAUUUAUGUUACAGUUUUAGUUGUUUAUAGUUAAUCUAUUGUUGAUCGCAGGUCUAUGAAACAGAAGUACAUUAAAACAGUUGUUUAUACA
Molecule: messenger RNA, 10102 nt
Organism: Homalodisca vitripennis (glassy-winged sharpshooter)
Lineage: Eukaryota; Metazoa; Arthropoda; Insecta; Hemiptera; Cicadellidae
Product: mucolipin-3-like
Exons: 13
Coding region: 374-2356 (660 amino acids)
Cellular component (GO): plasma membrane; lysosomal membrane
Molecular function (GO): NAADP-sensitive calcium-release channel activity
Source: RefSeq, a predicted model, not a curated record